Molecule: messenger RNA, 5304 nt
Organism: Sparassis crispa
Lineage: Eukaryota; Fungi; Basidiomycota; Agaricomycetes; Polyporales; Sparassidaceae
Exons: 6
Coding region: 1-5304 (1767 amino acids)
Biological process (GO): actin filament polymerization
Cellular component (GO): cytoplasm; actin filament
Molecular function (GO): actin binding; microtubule binding
Source: RefSeq, a predicted model, not a curated record
AUGAAGGACAUCAAGACAAUUGCGAUGAAGCUCGAGCCUUUCGAUCGUAUUUCAACAUCAUUCACGGUGCCGCCUGAUAAUUUGUGCCUACACAUUGCUGUGACGGUUCCUGCUGACAAGAAGCGACGUAGGGAGGAGGAUACAGAUACAUCUGUUGCAAAAUGUGCAAAGGUUGUUGAAGAUAACAAGCACGUCAUCAUGGCCAUAAAGACAAAACUCCCCGCGCCGUCCACGGGUGCCAGGGCAUCAGAGUUUCGUCAACUGCAGGCCGAUUCUGAGACCCGGAUCAAAAAUGGCCGCCCUUUAGACUGCACCGGCCCUCCUAUCUCCAUCUACCACCCUGUUUUUGCUGAAUUUUUGGAUCAUGCGGCUGAUCCCAGCACCAUUCCAUCCGCCAACAUCUUGAAAGCAAUGCACGAAAUCUUUCAGCUUUCAUCAGAGUUCUAUAUGGACGAGCUGCUGCGGCAGAACAAAAUCAAUGAACUCUUCUGUGGACUGCUUGGCAUGUCCGUCCAUCCGAUGUCGCCGGGCGAUGGGUCCUGUAAUGAUGGCGCUGUUGUGGCCUUUUGCCCUCCGUUUAAAAAGAAUGCAUUGUGCGCCAUCAUGGAGUACAAGAAUGAAAUGGGGCUCAGCGGGACAGACACAGCUGUCCAGGGCGCAUUGGGUUUCGUGAAAUGGCAGCAGCUUCAGGGAUGGGCAUCUGUCUGCUGCUGUCCCACCUUCAUCAUUGCGAUAGUAGGCCCUUAUGUCUGUAUAUUGGGGGCUGUUAUUGCAGAUGAUGUCCUCAUUGAACCCCUCACUGACUUCCUCUGGCUAGGUGGCACCCCUCAUCUUAAUAAACGUGUUGUUGCUGCUGCCCGGGUCUUCAAUACUCUGAAGAGUUGCUUGGAACAGUUGCAGACCUUCUAUCAGGGUUUACGACUCCCGACUGACAACACCCGUCUUUUCGUAUACCCCUACUUCAAUUCGUACCGGAAGGACAAUCGGGACGUGCAUCUUGCAUAUGUGGGUCGGAUAGGAUCCAAGGAUGAAAGGGUUGGUUCCACAUUGUUUGAGGCCAAGACCGAUAUGGGUGACAGAGUUGCGGUGAAGUUCGUCAAGGAUUAUUCGAGCCGAGGCCAUAGAUUGCUUGUGCAGCAUGGUCUUGCUCCUGCACUCCACUGCUUCGAGUCGGUUGGAGGAGGGAUGCAUGUGGUCGUCAUGGAUCUAGUGGGAGCAAGGACUUUGUUUGAACUCACAUGGGAUGGCAUCCCCGCAAAUGUCCGCCAAAGCAUCCUGGACGAUAUCAAGAAAGCUGUAUGCUUGCUGCAUGAUGCCCACUUGGUGUUUGGUGACCUUCGUCCUCCCAAUGUCAUGGUCGUUGAUUGGGCAGGGACAGGGCAGAAAGAUGAGAAUUUUGCACACGUCACCUUUGUCUUUUACUUCCGCUGUGUUAUUAUUCUUCUGGCAAAUACUCUCGCCGCUGAGCGAGCACAGGAUACGAGGGAGAGCGAGCGUUGUGCGUGGUUCUGCGCGGAGCUAGAGAGUAUUCAGGAUCAGGCUAGCAGGAGAUCUGUGGACCGCCAAAUGUCGACAAGGCAAAACAAGAAGCGCAAGGGACGGAGCAAUGUCAUCAACCGCGAGCGCACCGUCACCACCCUCACCGACGGCCCUGAGUCCUCCUUCCUCUCCACGCCCACCCACGACGACAGCAUGAACGUCCCCUUCUCCGUCCCCGCCGGCGCCCAGCCCGGCCACCCCCAAGGCCCCGGCAUGCCGCCGCCCGGCUACGCCCUCCAGCCCGCCUUCGCGCCCUUCCCGUACGCCGGCUACAUGCCCCCGCUCCCCGGCCCCGCCUUUGUGCCCCCGCACCCAGCCGUGCCGCCCCAGCCGUUCUUCCAUCAGCCGCCGCCACCGCCGCCCCCCGGCCAGAGCGACCUCGAGGUCCUCGAAAAGCUCAAGGAGUCCAUCAAGAACGGCCAGCACGAGUUCUUCCGCGCCGUGCCCCAGCCUGCCACCCUUGCAAAGCUCUAUCUCGGUCCCAGGGCAACCACACAAGUCCCACCACAUCCAGAGCAGAUCUCCCAGGACCUCCCCACAGACGCCGCGAAGCCUGUCCUCGCUCCCAACGUCGGCGACAACAACGGGAACAACAACAACAACAACGUCUCUAGCAACAACAACGCUGGCAGCAACGGUGCUCUCUCUGGUGCUACUUCUGGCGAGCAGCUGCGUAGGCUCAGAUCUCAGCCCUCUGAACCGUGGGACGCCCAACGGAAGCCCGCCGGACAGCAAUCAGUGAGCGACUCGCUCCCGCCUAAUAACAAUAAUGCGCAAGCGCCCCCUGCGCCACGCUACGGCGCCGACCAGAGGUAUGACUCCGCCCGUGGCUCUACUCCUGCUGCACAACCUGCCAGCGCCGGUGCCAAGCCUCUCGACUCCAAGCCUCCCCCCUCUGCUGCAGAAGGUCCCCAGCGUGCAACAGGCUAUGAUGCGAGCAACACCGACAGCGCACGCCAAGGCCCGCCUGGACCCAAAUACGAUCCAACCCUCGGCCGCGCGCCGUCGGAAAAGUCUGUGGCUAGUGAGUCUGCGGCGCAAGGAACGAAGCCGCCCGGCGACCUCCCGUCCUCUGGCAAGCCCCCGCCGUACGGAGACAAGGAUGACGUGCGCAACGCGCGUGAGCCCGCCUGGGGAUACCGCAACGGCGCCGAGGACAAGCCCUCCUCGCGCUUCGAGGACCGCCCCGGCUCGAACGGCCGUCUGGCAGACUCGCGGUACGGCAACGGCAACGACCACAAUGGGCGCUUCUCUGCAGCGCGAUUCUACGACCGCGACAAGGACAGAGAGCGCGAACGUGAGCGCGAGCGUGAGAAGGACAGAGACUGGGACCGCGAGCGGGAUCGGGACCGCCGCCCGGAUUAUUCGCGGUUCCGCGAUGACCGCCGCAACGAUGACCGUCCGCGUCCGCUGCCAGAUACCCGCCGUCCGUAUGAGUCUCGGUAUGAGCCUGUGCGCCGCUACGAAAAACCCGCGGAAAUGCGCGCCAACGAUGACCGUAGCUCUGACUCGCGCCAGCUGCGCCCGCUGACUGAUGAACGCUCCUACGGACGGCCUGCACUGGACAGCUCGCCCAGCAGGGCGCAGGGCAGACCGCUGCCGCCUGAUGACCGCCGUGGACCUCCUCCUGCUGACCGCCCGCUGAGACCUGGGGACGACCACCGCUCGCCGGUGUCGGGUGCUGUGGACCGCUCUUACAGACCACUGGAUGACCGCCCUUACAGACCACUGGAUGACCGCCGCCCACCUGUGCCUCCUGCUGCGGCUGACCGCUCAUUGAGACCUCCUGAUGACCGCCGUGCUCCUACUCCACCUUCCGCAGCUGACCGUCCGUUGAGACCCCUGGAUGACCGCCGACCGCUGCCGCCUCCCCCGGCUGGGGACCGGCAGUUGCGCCCUGGUGAUGAUCGCCGUCCGCCUGUGCCUCCCGCUGCUGCAGUCUCAGAGCGACAGGUAAGACCCGGAGACGACCGUCGCACGCCUCUUCCCCCACCGUCCAACGUAGAUAGGCAGGCUCGGGCUCCGCUUGAUGACCGUCGUCCACCUCUUCCUCCAAGCGCAGACCGCCAGGUAAGACCCCCGCCAGGCGAUGAUCGCCGCCCUCCGGUGUCUGAGGACCGCAACCCACGUCCUGGUCCUGUCCCUGCUGCUCCUGCAGAUUCAGCUGCUCCCCGAUCUGUUGAAGACCGCAACGGCCGUGUACCGCCUCAUGUCGAAGACAGGAAUGUACGCCCACCGGUGCCCUUGGAAGACCGCCUGACUCGCCCGGUGCCCCUCCACGAGCGGCUGAGUGCUAGUACUGCUGGUAGACCGGAAGACCGCACGCCGAGCACGCGCCCCGGUGUGGACGAGCGCGGGCCGCGCCCCGCUCUCGAGGAAAGGCUCUCCCACGCGGUUUCUGCUGCUGCUGCUGCUACUUCUGUUGCUACGUCUGCUGCCCCGCCGCCGCCUGCGGAAGAGCGGGCGACGCGUCCGCCCCCGCCCCCGCCUCUUCCAGCUGCUGCUGUUGCUCCUGACCGUGACCGUGUUGCCCGGCCUGUCCCUGCGGACGAUCGCAAUAUGCUCCUCGCUGAACCUGCCCGGCCGCCACUUCCCGCCCAGCCAGAGCGUGCGGCGCGCCCGGACGAGCGCGCGCGCGCACCCAUCGAAGACCGCUUCGCGCGCCCCGUCACGCCGGUCGGGUCUCGUCCCGGGCCAUUCCCCACCUCACGCGCGCAGUCCCUCGCGCGCGAAGACCCCCGCGCGUUCAAGCCGCGCUCCAGGACGCGCUCGCCCGUCCGGCCCGACGUGCGCGAGCGCGCGCCGUAUCGCGAGCCGGAGCGGUAUGCGGAGCGACGCGGGGCGGACAUGAUGGAUGUCGACUCGCCGCGCUUUGCGGAGCGCCCGCUUCCGUAUCGCCGCGCGCCGUCGCCGGCCCCGCCCCCGCCGGACCCGUAUGCGCCGCCGCGCGCGUGGGCGCCCCCUGCUGGCGAGGCGUUCGCUGAGGACUCGGCGCGCCGUGCGCCUGCUGUGGAGGGAUAUGGGAGGGACUGGCGGGAGGAGGAACGCGGGGGGUAUGGCGACGAGUGGGAGGUGCGGGGUGUGCGCGGUGGGUGGGAGAGGCGCGAGUAUGAGCGCGAGAGGUAUGUGGAAAGGGAUGCGGUGUCGAGUAACGGAUGGGAGACCCGCGAGGAGCGCGAGCGGAGGGUCUCUGCGGACCAGCCGCCGCCGCCGCCACCACCACCGCCGCCCGGUGCGCGCCCGCUGAGCUCGCGCUUGACGGAUGGAUACCCCGGAGAAGACCGUGGGUACGCGCGCGAUAUGGAACGAGCCCGGUACGCCGGUGUGGAGACGCCGCCCCCGCCGGCGUUUUCGCGCAUCCGCCCGCGGAGCCCCAGUCCGCUGCGCCGCGCGCCGGACGACCUGCGCCCGCCCAUCAAGCGCCCCCGGGACGAUGCGUACGCGCCGGCCGGGGCGUACUACUCGCCUGCGCCUGCGACCAGCGAGCUCCCGCGUGCGCCGCCGCCGCCGCCGCCGCCUGCGGAGUAUGCGGCGCCGGCGUCGGGGUAUUAUGACGACCGCGCGCCACCGGUGGCGUAUGCGGGUGGUGCGCCUGCGGGCGGGAUCGCGCGGGAGCGCGAGUAUGUGGAUACGAGAGAGGGGGGGUAUGCGUAUGAGAGGCGCGAGGCUGUGGGGCGGAUGCCGCCGCCGCGGUCGCCGCCGCCGUAUGGGCGCGGUGCGUAUGGGAGAGAUGAUCGGCGGUAUAGCUUGCCUCCGCGUGGGUGA